GUCAUUUCGAAGACAAGCCACGAAAGCAUGCCUGCUGCCUGCUUCUAAUUUCAAGUAGCGAAGACUACUGAAUUAAAAAAAAAAAAAAAAAAAAAAAAAAAAAAAAAAAGAAAUACAGAAAUUUUCAUGAAACGUUUUCUAGAAUACUUACUACAAGCUUCAUUGAAUAUUGUUUGGAAAUUAAACUUUAAAUAAAUAUGGAAACAGAAUUUACUGAGGAAGCAGAACUUACUCAAGAAGAAGUGGAUGAUUUCUUGGUGAAGAAUCCAAUAUUCGUUAGAUCAUGGCUCUCUAGGCGAGGAUUGGGUGACUUGGGGGAAGAAUUAUACAAUCAAAAGUUAAAGGAAGAAGCAAUGGAUUCCUUUAUAGACUUUUUACAAAACCUCUUGUUUCACAAGAAACUUUCCCGAAGAAACCAACUCGAAUCUCUUACUACAAAUGAAAUGUACAAAGAAAUAUUGAAAGUUCUUAAUUCCGAGAUUCAUAUACACUUUGUCUGUCAUAAAGUUCUUCAGAAUCUAUGUAUCUUACUUCAAUGUGAAAAAGCAAAUCUUUUUAUGGUUCGAGGAGCUGGAAAAAUUCAAUAUCUAACGUCGACCCUGUUUGAUGUUACAGCUGAAUCUACUCUUGAAGAAUCACUUCAUACUGAAGAAAACGCCAUACGCGUUCCCUUCGGAAAAGAUAUUUCAGGAUAUGUAGCUCAGAGUAAGUGUUUACUAAAUAUUAAGGAUGCAUAUCAGGAUCCUCGUUUCUUAUCUAAUGUCGACGAAAAAACUGGAUUUCGCACCAAAAGCAUUCUAUGCGUGCCAAUUCUAGACAGUGGUGAUAAUUUGUUAGCUGUCGCUCAAAUAAUGAACAAAAAAGAUAACCAUUUUGAUUCUGAAGACGAAAUAAUCUGCGAGAGUUUUUUGUCCUUUUGUGCCAUUAGUAUGAGAUGCAAUAAUUUUUUGCGAAGAUCAUUUGAGGAAUACGCACAUCACAAGUUAUUACUGAGACUGAAUCGAUGUAUACUAAAAUAUCAAAAUUCUCUAAUGAAACUAAUAUCUGAAAUUACCAAACUUGCCAUGGAAAUGUUACAGUGUGAGAGUAUUAUCAUCUAUUUGAGUGAUCCGAAAAAGGAUAGUAUUCACCCAACUGAAACUUCGAAAGUUUUUCAGUUAUUAAAAGGAGCUUCAGAUAUCUCAGAAGAAAUUAUAACACCUAAAAUAAAAUUGGCAAUUGAACAAAAUAUUAACAGCGGAAAUACUUUGGAUAUGUUUCUUUCGAGGGAAUUUAUUGAGCAAGACACCAUAGAUCUUGAAUGUAAGAUUGAAAGCCAGCUGAUUUGUUUAGCUAUUAAAGAUGCCAGCAAGAAUUUUGUAGGCUGGAUCGUAUAUAGCAAAGAUUCAAGGGAUAUUUUUAGUCAAAAUGAUAUCAGCUUGAUGGAAAUAUUUGCAAUGUUCUGCGGUUUAGCUAUCUAUAAUUGCCGUCUUUAUGAAACUGCGGCAAAUAUGCUGGAUCAGAUAGAAUUUACAAACAAAGUACUUAGCUACUAUACUACUUGUGAUCCAGAAAUUGUAGAUCAUUUUUUAAGUAUGGAGGUACUAAGUUCAAGUUUUUACAAAAUUUAUCGAUUCGACUUCAAUGACUUCUUAUAUUCAGAGGAUGACUCUAUUUUGUUGGUUGUUCGCAUAUUUUUAGAAGCCAAAACAUUAUCCGUUCUCAACAUACCUAAAAAAUUAUUAUAUAGGUGGAUACUAACUGUUAAAAAGAACUAUCGACCUGUCAUCUAUCAUAAUUGGCGUCAUGCUAUCAAUGUUACUCAAAUGAUGUUUUGUAUGUUGACUACUGGGAAAUUGCAAAUAUAUUUCACAGAAUUUGAUCAGAUUUGCCUAUUGAUGGCUUCUUUGUGUCAUGAUCUUGAUCAUAGAGGAUAUAAUAAUGCGUUUCAAGUGAAGACAGCAUCUCCUCUUGCUACUCUUUACAGCACGUCUGUGUUGGAAAACCAUCAUAUAGAUCGAAGUAUCAUGAUAUUAAAAAAUGAAGAUACAAAUAUUUUACAAAACGUUUCAGCUGAAAAGUAUCAGCAUGGCCUUAAAUUAAUCGAGAAAGCAAUCAUUGCUACGGAUCUCGUAAUAUAUUUUGAGAGAAGAAAUAUUUUCAAACGGAAAAUAGAAGUCGAUGACCAAACGUUGUCAUCUCAAGAAAGCAUUGAUUUACUAAUUAGCAUGAUGAUGACUGCGUCUGAUCUUUCAGCUAUUACUAAGCCAUGGGAUGUUCAAAGAAAGACUGCUAUUAUGGUCGCAGCCGAAUUCUUCGAACAAGGUGACUUCGAAACCCAAUGUAAAUAUACUGUGUUGCCUAUGAUGGAUCGCAAUAAAAGAUACGAAUUGCCCAAAAUGCAAGUUGGUUUUAUUGAUUUUGUGUGUACAAUAGUUUACAAACUUCUUUAUCAGGUGCGUGAGGAAUUAAAACCCCUUUACGAUGGGAUGCUUGAAAACAGAGCUCAUUGGUCUGAUAUUGCAAAUGGUAAUGAAAAAUUUGAUAUUGAUAAAGAGUUGGAAUUAGUUUUAUAUAACAUUUCACUGGAAAGUGCUAUAACAAUCGGAGACCAAUUAGAGACGGAAGACAAAGGUAUUUCGACCCAAACUAUUUUAACAUUUGAUCGAAAGCAAAUGGAUACUCAGACUGAUAUUUCAAUCCCAGCAGAUAUAUGUCAACCAGAAACUACCAGACCAUCUUUGAAAACCGUUGAGACAAAAACAGUGGACAGUCAAACCGAAAAUCGAACUCUGGAAGUGUCUUCGGCAUUAACUCAAACAGAAAGGGCUUCUUUGAGGGAAUCAGAACACUUGCCGAUUGUAAUGCCACACGAACAACCAGUGAUUAAUAUAGAAACAUCAGAAGACGCUGACACUGGGCAUGAAAAGGUGUUUUUACAGAGAAAAGCUCACAGUACUUAUGCACAGCCAACUCAAGCUAUGCCUGUAAUCAAUCGGCAGAGACGAACUAGUUGGAUCGAUGAAGUUGCUGAAGACAAACGUAACGAAUUAUCACAAAGCCGACGAGGAAGCCAUGCUCUGAAUGCCUUACCUGAAGAACCCACCCAACCAUUCAGAAGAAUGAAUCGUGUUUUUCAACCACCAGUACGGCAAAGACUAUCAUCUUUAGAACCCGAAUAUAUCAAAAGCACACCAUCAAACGAAACCAUCAUCUCGGAUGUUAAUACACAAAUGACUGCAAAGGAAAGGCCUUUCAGAGCAUCGUCUGUUGACUCUCAGGAGAUGAAAGCACAGAAUCUCACAGAAAAACAAGAGAGCAUGAGAGGAAUUGAAAAAAACACUGAAGGUUGUAGACCGCAGGUAGACCCGCAGUUAAAAGAUCCGGCGUUGAACUCCGAUAAGCGAAGACGAAAAUGCGCGAAAAUUACUACGAAACCAAACCCUACUCAAAAACUAAGUGUUCUUAAAAGCAGAAUGUGCAUGAUAUCCUAGUUUCAGAACAAAAGAGAAAACAAUUACUUUACUUGCUCAAAAAAAAAGAUAAAGAAUGUAAAUCAAGGGAUUAUGUAAGUCUUUCACGAAAUUCUUCAGUUAUUUAGUAUUUCAAGAAAACGAUAAAAAGAUAGAUUGACUAUUCAUUUAUUUUUGUAAUGAUGUCAGCUUCAAACAUAAGAACCUAUAUAAGCAGUGAUGGCGCUAA
Messenger RNA from Octopus bimaculoides (California two-spot octopus), 3681 nucleotides. RefSeq names its product cGMP-specific 3',5'-cyclic phosphodiesterase. Gene Ontology annotation, molecular function: 3',5'-cyclic-nucleotide phosphodiesterase activity; protein binding. The record is from RefSeq and is a predicted model, not a curated record. Gene Ontology annotation, biological process: signal transduction. Lineage: Eukaryota; Metazoa; Mollusca; Cephalopoda; Octopoda; Octopodidae.